Molecule: messenger RNA, 2039 nt
Organism: Hyla sarda
Lineage: Eukaryota; Metazoa; Chordata; Amphibia; Anura; Hylidae
Gene: EIF2AK2
Product: eukaryotic translation initiation factor 2 alpha kinase 2
Exons: 18
Coding region: 238-1914 (558 amino acids)
Biological process (GO): protein phosphorylation
Molecular function (GO): ATP binding; protein kinase activity
Source: RefSeq, a predicted model, not a curated record
GAAUCUUCCCUUAGCCCACACCCGCUGUCACGUGACUUUCCCCUCCCUCUCUCUGUGACGACUAUUUCGGGAGAAACGAAACCGAAACCGGCGUCUGUGCAGUCACUCCACAUCUCGGUCCUUCCUUCUGUUCUCCAGCGUUGUCUGUGCAUAAUUCCUCCUGACGCGGCGGAAGUGUGACCGGAAGACCCGCUGCCAGCCUGAGGCCGGGAGAGCAGUUCUUUAUCGAGUUGCAUUAUGGAAGAACAGAACUAUAAAGGAAUGCUUAUAAACCACUGUUUUUUGUCUGGGCUGACCUAUCGCUUUAAUAACUCCAGGACAGGACCAUCUCAUGAUCCAAGAUUUACCGCCUAUGCAUUUGUAAAUGAAGAAGUACGUGGAGAAGGACAAGACAGAACGAAAAAGGCGGCUGAGAACCUUGCAUGCAAAAUGGCUUUGCUCUCUCUGCAAAACAAAGAUCAGAAAAACAUUGAGGCGGCUCAACCAGCAGGAAAUCCUGCAUCCCUCGGCAAUCCUGUAGCAUUAAAUAUAAGAGAUGUAGCAAGUCCAUCAUCACUGGUUAAUGGAGCUGCCAGUAACAUUAUGUAUGACGUAAAUUAUGUUGGACUCUUCAAUGAGUUUUGCCAGAGAAAUAAAUGCUUGGAUGCUAGUUUUGUGGAUACACGCAGAGGACUUUCUCAUAUGCCGGAAUUUUUCUGCCAUGCAUUAAUUGGUCAAAGGAAAUUUCCAGAAGCUACAGGAAAAAACAAGAAAGAAGCAAAGAAGAAUGCUGCACAACUGGCAUUAAAAGUGCUAAAGCCGGAAUAUUUGGAGGAUCUUCAGCUCCAGAGGAUCCCUGGACUAGAUGAUAUAGAAGAAGCAAAAGAAAACAAUUCCAAAUCUGAAAGUUCUGAAGACACUUCUGCAAGUGCACAGAAGACAGAAAAUGAACCUUUACAGUCAGAAAGCAGUGAUUUCCAGAUCACAUUUCGCUCCUCAGCCACUGGAACUCCAUCAGGACAAAGCAGACCACAGAGACGUAUUGAGUUAGCAGCUAACUUUACAAACCUUGAGCCAGUAUCAGCUGGUGGGACCACUCAAGACACAAUCUUUCUACGAGAUUUUGACGAUAUUAAAUCUCUUGAUUCUGGUGGAUAUGGAAAAGUAUACAAGGCAAGAAAAAAACUUGACCAAAAAUACUAUGUUGUCAAAGAAAUAAAGUGGCGUUCAGAAAAAGAUGUCAAUGAGAUCCAGACGUUAGCUCAGUUAGAACAUAAGAACAUUGUCCGGUACUAUCAUUCCUGGGCUGGAGAAGACUUCAUUCAAGAUAGUAGCAGCAGUGGCAGACAUAAAGUUAAGGCCCUAUUCAUUCAGAUGGAAUUUUGUGCAAAUGGAACAUUGGAAAAGUGGAUCAAAACCAUGAAAACAAUUGAUAAGUGCAAAAGUCUUAACAUUUUCAGGCAAAUCAUUGAUGGAGUGGAGUACAUUCACAGUAAUAAUCUAAUCCACAGAGACUUGAAACCAGCAAAUAUAUUGUUUGCACAAGAUAUGACUGUGAAAAUAGCAGAUUUUGGACUGGUGACUCCAAUAAGUGCUAACCACAAAAAAGAACCCCUUUUGCGAACUGUUGGACGGGGAACUGAAAGUUACAUGGCACCAGAACAGGAGAAUGCAACCUAUGAAAAUGAAGUUGAUAUCUUCCCAUUGGGACUGAUAUUGAUUGAACUCUUCUGGAAGUUUGACUUUAAAUACAAAUAUCUAGAAUGGGAGAAACUAAGAAAUGCUGAAUUGCCCCAAGAAUUUGUACAACAAUUUCCUACUGAGGAAUCGAUGAUCAGGUCGAUGUUGUCAAAGGAGCCUACGAAAAGACCAAAAGCCUCCUACUUGAAGCAGUAUUUUGAAGAAAAGUCUAUUUACUAUUCAAAAACUCGAUGAUAGGUUGAUCUUCACAGGAAAAGAAAUAUCCACAAUCUUCAUUCAGAACAAUGGACAGCAUGUCAUCCUUUACUGACAUCUCAGAUGAGUCCUUUCUACACCCAGGAUGUUGUUAAAGGGGUAUU